This is a messenger RNA of Peromyscus leucopus (white-footed mouse), 4318 nucleotides long. RefSeq names its product SIK family kinase 3 (gene Sik3). Bases 16 to 4215 code for a protein of 1399 amino acids. Gene Ontology annotation, cellular component: cytoplasm. Gene Ontology annotation, biological process: microtubule cytoskeleton organization; intracellular signal transduction; protein phosphorylation. Lineage: Eukaryota; Metazoa; Chordata; Mammalia; Rodentia; Cricetidae. The transcript is spliced from 26 exons. Gene Ontology annotation, molecular function: ATP binding; tau-protein kinase activity; protein serine/threonine kinase activity. The record is from RefSeq and is a predicted model, not a curated record.
UCACUGCACAACAAGAUGGCGGCGGCGGCGGCGAGCGGAGCUGGCGGGGUUGCCGUGGCCGGAGCAGGGGGAGCCGGGCCGGCCGGCCGCCUGCUGCCUCCGCCCGCCGCGGGGUCCCCUGCAGCCCCCGACGCUGUGCCCCCGGCCGCCGGCCAGCCGAGUCCCGAAGCCCCGGCCUCCCGCGGGCCGAUGCCCGCUCGCAUCGGCUACUACGAGAUCGACCGCACCAUCGGCAAGGGCAACUUCGCUGUGGUCAAGCGGGCCACGCACCUCGUCACCAAGGCCAAGGUUGCUAUUAAAAUCAUAGAUAAGACCCAGCUGGAUGAUGAAAACUUGAAGAAGAUUUUCCGGGAAGUACAGAUAAUGAAGAUGCUUUGCCAUCCACAUAUCAUCAGGCUUUACCAGGUCAUGGAGACAGAGCGGAUGAUUUAUCUGGUGACAGAAUAUGCUAGCGGAGGGGAAAUAUUUGACCAUCUGGUGGCCCAUGGAAGGAUGGCAGAGAAGGAAGCUCGGCGGAAAUUCAAACAGAUCGUCACAGCUGUGUAUUUUUGCCACUGUCGGAAUAUCGUUCAUCGUGAUUUAAAAGCUGAAAAUUUGCUUCUGGACGCCAAUCUGAAUAUCAAAAUAGCAGACUUCGGCUUCAGCAACCUCUUCACCCCCGGGCAGCUGCUGAAGACGUGGUGUGGCAGCCCUCCCUAUGCUGCCCCGGAGCUCUUCGAAGGGAAGGAGUAUGAUGGGCCCAAGGUGGACAUCUGGAGUCUUGGAGUUGUCCUGUAUGUGCUUGUGUGUGGUGCCCUGCCGUUUGAUGGGAGCACACUGCAGAAUCUGCGGGCCCGGGUGCUGAGUGGAAAGUUCCGCAUCCCAUUUUUCAUGUCCACAGAAUGUGAACACUUGAUCCGCCACAUGCUGGUGUUAGACCCGAACAAACGCCUCUCGAUGGAGCAGAUCUGCAGGCACAAGUGGAUGAAGCUAGGGGAUGCGGAUCCCAACUUUGAGAGGUUAAUAGCUGAGUGCCAGCAACUGAAGGAAGAAAGACAGACGGAUCCCCUCAAUGAUGAUGUCCUCUUGGCCAUGGAAGACAUGGGACUGGACAAGGAACGGACACUUGAGUCGUUAAGAUCAGACGCCUAUGAUCACUAUAGUGCAAUCUACAGCCUGCUGUGCGAUCGACAUAGGAGACAUAAAACUCUGCGCUUGGGAGCUCUUCCUAGCAUGCCCAGAGCCAUGACAUUUCAAGCACCAGUAAAUAUCCAGGCGGAGCAGACAGGCACUGCCAUGAACAUUAGUGUCCCCCAAGUUCAGCUGAUCAACCCAGAGAACCAAAUUAUAGAGCCUGAUGGGGCAUUGAACUUGGACAGCGAUGAAGGUGAAGAGCCUUCUCCUGAAGCCUUGGUCCGUUAUUUGUCGAUGAGGAGGCACACAGUGGGAGUGGCUGACCCACGCACGGAAGUCAUGGACGAUCUGCAGAAGCUCCUGCCUGGCUUUCCUGGAGUGAACCCACAGGCUCCAUUCCUGCAGGUGACCCCUAAUAUGAACUUCAUGCACAACCUGUUGCCCAUGCAGAGUCUGCAGCCGACUGGGCAGCUUGAGUACAAGGAGCAGUCUCUGUUACAGCCGCCUGCACUACAGCUGCUGAAUGGCAUGGGGCCCCUUGGCCGGAGAGCAUCAGACGGAGGAGCCAACAUCCAAUUGCAUGCCCAACAGCUGCUGAAGCGCCCACGGGGACCCUCCCCACUUGUCACCAUGACACCAGCAGUGCCGGCAGUUACCCCUGUGGAUGAGGAGAGCUCGGAUGGGGAGCCAGAUCAGGAAGCUGUGCAGAGGUACUUGGCAAAUAGGUCCAAAAGACACACACUGGCCAUGACCAGCCCGACGGCUGAGAUCCCUCCGGACCUACAACGGCAGCUAGGACAACAGUCUUUCCGUUCCCGGGUCUGGCCUCCUCACCUGGUACCUGACCAGCAUCGCUCCACCUACAAGGACUCCAACACCCUGCACCUCCCUACGGAGCGUUUCUCUCCCGUGCGCCGGUUCUCAGAUGGGGCUGCGAGCAUCCAGGCCUUCAAAGCUCACCUGGAAAAGAUGGGGACCAACAGCAGCAUCAAACAGUUACAGCAGGAGUGUGAGCAGCUGCAGAAGAUGUACGGGGGACAGAUUGAUGAGAGAACCCUGGAGAAGACCCAGCAGCAACAUAUGCUGUACCAGCAGGAGCAGCACCAUCAGAUUCUCCAGCAGCAAAUUCAAGACUCCAUUUGUCCUCCUCAGCCUUCCCCACCUCUUCAGGCUGCAUGUGAAAAUCAGCCAGCCCUCCUCACCCACCAGCUCCAGAGGUUAAGGAUUCAGCCUUCAAGCCCACCCCCCAACCACCCCAACAACCAUCUCUUCAGGCAGCCAAGUAAUAGCCCUCCACCCGUCAGCAGUGCCAUGAUCUCGUCUCACGGUGCUACAUCUCCCUCCCAGUUUCAAGGCUUACCCUCCCAUGGUGCAAUCUUUCAGCAGCAGCCUGAGAACUGUUCCCCGCCUCCCAACGUGGCACUAACCUGCUUGGGCAUGCAGCAGCCUAGCCAGUCCCAGCCGGUGACUAUCCAGCUGCAGGAGCCAGUUGACAUGCUCAGCAACAUGGCAGGGGCAGCUGCAGGCUCUGUAGGGCGGGGUAUCGCCAUCAGCCCCAGUGCCAGUCAGAUUCAGAUGCAGCACCGGAACAACCUAAUGGCUACCCUCAGCUAUGGGCACCGGCCCUUGUCCAAGCAGCUGAGUGCUGACAGCGCAGAGGCCCACAGCUUGAACGUGAAUCGGUUCUCUCCUGCUAACUACGACCAGGCGCAUUUACACCCCCAUCUGUUUUCGGACCAGUCCCGGGGGUCCCCCAGCAGCUACAGCCCUCCAACAGCAGUGGGGUUUCCUCCAGCUCAAGCCCUGAAAGUCGCCCCACUUGACCCGUUCCCCCCUUUCCCUCCCAGUGCACAUCAGCAACCACCACACUAUACCACGUCAGCACUACAGCAGGCCCUGCUCUCCCCUACACCGCCAGACUACACCAGACACCAGCAGGUUCCGCACAUCCUUCAAGGACUGCUCUCUCCCCGGCAUUCGCUGACCGGCCACUCGGACAUUCGGCUGCCUCCAGCAGAGUUUGCACAGCUCCUUAAAAGGCAGCAACAGCAGCGACAGCAGCAGCAGCAGCAGCAACAGCAACAGCAGCAGCAGCAACAGCAGCAGCAGCAGCAAGAAUACCAUGAAUUGUUCAGGCAUAUGAACCAAGGGGAUGCUGGGAGCCUAGCUCCUAGCCUCGGGGGACAGAGUAUGACAGAGCGCCAGGCUUUAUCUUAUCAAAAUGCUGACUCGUACCACCACCACCACCACCACGCCAGCCCUCAGCAUCUCCUACAGAUCAGGGCACAAGAAUGUAUCUCACAGGGUCCCUCGCCCACCCCCACCCAUGGGUAUGCCCAUCAGCCGCCACUAAUGCACUCGGAAAGCAUGGAAGAGGACUGUUUGUGUGAGGGAGCUAAGGCGGCCUUCCCAGACAAGAGCCCAAGCACGCUGACCAAAGGUUGCCACAACAGCCCUCUGCUCUUGAGUACCGGUGGGCCUGGGGACCCUGAGUCUUUGCUGGGAACUGUGAGUCAGGCCCGGGAACUGGGGAUCCAUCCCUACGGACACCAGCCAGCUGCCACAUUCAGUAGAAAUAAGGUGCCCAGCCGAGAGUCUGUCAUGGGGAACUGCAUGGACCGAAGUUCUCCAGGACAAGCAAUGGAGCUCCCGGAUCACAACGGGCUUGGGUAUCCCACCCGGCCCUCGGUCAGUGAGCCUCUCCGGUCCCGGACCCUCCAGAGACACCACACGAUCCAGAACAGCGACGAUGCAUACGUGCAGCUGGAUACCUUGCCAGGAAUGAGCCUGGUGGCAGGAAAGGCUCUGAGCUCGGCCCGAAUGUCAGAUGCCGUUCUCAGUCAGGCCUCACUCAUGGGCAGCCAGCAGUUUCAGGAUGGGGAGGACGAAGAGUGUGGGACAUCCUGCUCAGCCACAAGCACCCCGAGGUCUCCUUCAGCAUGGAGCAGGCCGGCGUGUAGCAGGAUAUGGAGAAUGUGUGCGCAGCUCGAGCAGGAGGAGGAGGCUGAUUGUAAACCACCAGUGUCCAGCAGCAUCGCACCACUUUGCCAUCUGUCUCCGCCAGAACAGUCGAGUUCCUUUCCCCGCACUGGGCACCAGUAGGCUGUCGUUUGGGUUGUGAGGGGCCUUUGCCAUGAUGGCUUGUGUGACCAAGGCUCCAAGGAAAUAAACGGGAAAUCCGUGGUCUCCAUCUUUCGUGAACCGG